Messenger RNA from Momordica charantia (bitter melon), 583 nucleotides. Its product is annotated as ubiquitin-ribosomal protein eL40 fusion protein. NCBI's taxonomy places the organism in Eukaryota, Viridiplantae, Streptophyta, Magnoliopsida, Cucurbitales, Cucurbitaceae. Gene Ontology annotation, molecular function: structural constituent of ribosome; protein binding. Gene Ontology annotation, biological process: translation. Gene Ontology annotation, cellular component: ribosome. The record is from RefSeq and is a predicted model, not a curated record.
GGAUAGCCUAGACCUAGAGUGUAAACCGGAUAGAGGAGUAACGAAGGCACGCCAAGAUGCAGAUCUUCGUGAAAACCCUUACUGGGAAGACGAUUACGUUGGAAGUUGAGUCCAGCGACACCAUCGACAAUGUCAAAGCUAAAAUCCAGGACAAGGAAGGUAUCCCCCCGGACCAGCAAAGACUUAUCUUCGCCGGGAAGCAGCUUGAGGAUGGGCGAACUCUCGCCGACUACAAUAUCCAGAAAGAGUCAACUCUGCACUUGGUGCUUAGGCUCCGUGGUGGUAUUAUUGAGCCAUCUCUAAUGGCAUUGGCUAGGAAGUACAAUCAAGACAAGAUGAUCUGCCGCAAGUGCUAUGCCCGCUUGCACCCACGUGCUGUAAACUGCAGGAAAAAGAAGUGUGGACAUAGCAACCAGUUGAGGCCAAAGAAGAAGAUCAAGUAGACGUUUUAUGUUUUUUACUUAUUUUCUUCAGCACUUGUGCUUAGAACUAUUUGCUUUAUACUCUUUAGAAGUUUGAAUUGUUAUGAUUUUGCUUCAACGUUCUCAAGUAAUGGCAUGUUUUGUUCUUGACUUUUUGAGUA